AUGCUUCAAGAACGGCGCCUUAAGAAUCCCUCUUUGCUCAUCGGCAAGAAUUAUAUCAAUGCCGAAUGGGUCGAGUCUGCUUCUGGCAAAAGGUUUGAGGUCCACGAUCCUGCAACAGGAAAGCUGAUCGGAACAUGCCCGGAAUCCAACUCUCAAGAUGCCCAAAGGGCUAUUGACGCUGCCGCAGCCGCCUUCCCAGCCUGGCGCAGCCGCAGUGGCCGAGAGCGGGCGCGGAUCCUUCGCCGAUGGAAUGACUUGAUUUUGGAGAAUGCACAAGAUCUCGCCACUCUCAUCGGCUGGGAGAACGGUAAGGCCUCCUUCGAUGCUAAUGGUGAAGUCCAAUUCGCUGCCAGCUUCCUUGAGUGGUUCUCGGAAGAGGCAGCACAUAUCCACGGCGAUGUGGUUCCUCAUAGCUCAACAAGCUUCCGUGUAUCGGUCCUCAAAGAACCCGUUGGUGUCGCUGGUCUCAUUGUACCAUGGAACUUUCCCGCAGGCAUGAUCACACGUAAACUCGGCCCGGCCCUGGCCGCCGGCUGCUCCGUGGUCAUCAAAACAGCCGGCGAGACUCCAUUCACGGCAAACGCACUUGCACUACUGGGUGAGAAAUCAGGCGUUCCCAAGGGUGUUGUCAAUAUUGUUUGUGCACUUGAGAACACCCCAGAGAUUGGUCAGGUCUUGUGCGCCUCUCCAAUCGUCCGCAAGAUCUCAUUUACUGGGUCGACACGUGUCGGUCGUCUAUUGAUGAAGCAGUCUAGCGACACCAUCAAGAAGCUCAGCCUGGAGUUGGGCGGUAAUGCUCCCGUCAUGGUAUUCAACGAUGCUGAUCUCGACCUUGCUGUCAAGGGUGUCGUCGCUAGCAAAUUCAAGGGCACGGGCCAGACAUGCGUAUGCGCCAACCGUAUUUUUGUUCAAGAUGGUAUCUAUGAUGAGUUCAUCAAAAGACUUGUCGAGGUUGUUCGGACAUUCAAGGUUGGAAAUGGCGCGGACCCAGAGACAACUCAUGGCCCCCUUAUCCACGAGGCCGCUGCCAGCAAAGUUGCAGAACUCGUGGACGAUGCCGUUAAGAAGGGUGCAAAGAUUGCUGUUGGUGGUAGAAGGAGACAAGAUAUUGGCCCUGCUUUCUACCAGCCGACAGUAUUGACCGAUGUCUCCAGCAACAUGCGCCUCUUUCAGGAGGAGAUUUUUGGUCCCAUCGCGCCUAUUCUAAGAUUUUCGGCUGAAGACGAGGCUGUUGAUGCCGCAAACGCCUGCGAUGUGGGAUUGGCAUCCUACGUCUACACCCAAGAUAUCACCAGAGCCCAUCGCGUCACGGAACUGCUGCACUUCGGGAUGGUUGCCAUUAAUACAGGCGUCAUGUCUGACGCCGCCGCACCUUUUGGGGGGGUAAAACAGUCAGGGCUUGGACGCGAGGGUAGCAAGUACGGCAUUGCAGACUACUUGCAAAGCAAGACCGUUGUCACGGGCAAUAUCAACGUGACACACCGGGCUCAUAUCUAA
Messenger RNA from Clonostachys byssicola, 1497 nucleotides. The record is from the annotation of a GenBank genome assembly. Lineage: Eukaryota; Fungi; Ascomycota; Sordariomycetes; Hypocreales; Bionectriaceae.